This is a messenger RNA of Haliaeetus leucocephalus (bald eagle), 4827 nucleotides long. RefSeq names its product thrombospondin, type I, domain containing 7B (gene THSD7B). NCBI's taxonomy places the organism in Eukaryota, Metazoa, Chordata, Aves, Accipitriformes, Accipitridae. Gene Ontology annotation, cellular component: extracellular matrix. Gene Ontology annotation, biological process: cell adhesion. The record is from RefSeq and is a predicted model, not a curated record. The transcript has 27 exons.
AUGCUUCUACAACAGAACUGGGUUUCUCCUCACUGGGCAUGGCAGAGCCUGGGGAAGUCCUUCCUUUUGUUUGUUUUCUUAAUGUUACAAACAGCUGAUCUGGAAGCCAGGAGAGGUCAUCAGUUUGUCUGGAAAACAGGUCACUGGGGCCGGUGCGUAGGUGACUGCGGCUUGGGGGGCAUUCGGAGUCGGGCCGUCUGGUGCACCCACGCGGAGGGCUGGACAACGUACCACGCGAACUGCCACCAGAAGGACAAACCCGAAAGCCAGAGGAGGUGCUUUAAAGUCUGCGACUGGCACCUGGAGCUGUUCGAGUGGGAAGUUUCGGGAUGGGACAGGUGUGGGCUCGUCCCCUUCGCUGGUGGUGAGGCGAGAGCCGAGGCUUGUGUCACCGCGCAGCACGGGCUGCAGCACCGGACUGUCCGCUGCCUCCAGAAGCUGAACAGAACGGUUGUCGCCAACGAAAUAUGUGAGUAUUUCACGCCGCAGCCACCCGCCGAGCAAGCCUGCCUGGUGCCCUGCCCGCGGGACUGCGUCGUGUCCCAGUUCUCCAGCUGGUCCGAGUGCAGCACGGGCUGCGCCAAGAGCUUGCAGCACCGGACGCGGGCGGUCAUCGCUCCCCCUCUCUAUGGGGGUGCCCCGUGCCCAAAUCUGACCGAAUCCAGAGCCUGCGGCGCUCCCGUCUGUCCUCUUGGGGAGGAGGAGCACACUUACAGCCUCCGAGUGGGGUCGUGGGGUGAAUGCCGGCUGCCCCAUCCUAAAGACGGUGACCUGGCAGGGAGGACUAUGUCGGAGUUGGGUUCGGACUCUGGAGAGCGAAGCACGCCUGGACUUCAAGGCUAUAAACCCCACCACCGUCCCGGGGAGGUGGAGAUCGGUUAUCAAACCAGGCAGGUCAGGUGUGUAAGGAACGAUGGAAAAAAUGCAGCGCUGAGCCUCUGUGUGCAAGAUCCUGUCCCUUUGACCUUCAAGUCCUGUGUCAUCGCUAAAGACUGCGAAACAUCUGAGUGGUCUGCAUGGAGUGCCUGCUCACGGACCUGUGGCUGGGGAGAUCUUGCCCCGGGCUUUCGGAGCCGGCGUCGCGGUGUGCGGAGUGUGGCGGUGGGCACUGGGAAGCAAUGCCCAGAGCUGGAAGAGAGGGAAGCAUGCAGCGUGGGAGGGAAAGAGCUGCUGCAGCCUUGCCCGAGGUUUGCCUGGAGGACUUCUGAAUGGAAAGCUUGCCAAGUGUCUCUCCUCCUUGACCAGGAGGACCCUCGCCAGCACAAGCAUGUAGGCCUUUGUGGAGGUGGCGUACAAACCCGGGAGGUCUACUGUGUCCAAAUCACCGUGGAACUUGGGAUGCACCAACUGAAGGAAGUUACUAGACCAGUUAAUGGGAAGCUAUGCCUGGGUCCUGCUCCCUCCGCCUCCCAGCUGUGUAACCUGCCAUGCCCGUCCGAGUGCGUGGUGUCUGCCUGGUCGGUGUGGGGCCCCUGCCUUCACGAGAACUGCCAGGACCGCCGUGGAGGAAGAGGCUUUAGAAUGAGACAAAGGCAAGUGAUUGUGGAUCCAGUAGGCACACUGGCAGGUUGUCCGCAUUUAAUUGAAUCUAUUCCUUGUGAAGACCCGGUGUGUUAUGAGUGGAUCAUUUCAGAAGGAAUAUGUGUGACUGAACGUGGAAAAUGUGGACCUGGAAACCGCAUGCUGAAGGCUGUAUGCAAGAACAAGAAAGGUGAAGAAGUACCACAUCACCUCUGCUCAGAACUUCCCCGUCCUGAAGUUGUGGCUUGUGAAAUCCCUUGUGCAACAGACUGUGUCAUCAGCGAGUGGUCCCUGUGGUCCCCGUGUUCCCACUCAUGCUCCAGUAAAAAUGCUGAAGGCAGUCAAAGCAGGAGUAGGUUCAUCUUGGCCCUUCCAGCUGAGGGUGGAAAAGCCUGUCCCCCUGACCGAGCCCUGCAGGAGCACCGUGCCUGUAACGAUCACCCGUGCGUGCAUUUCUUCUGGGAAACUUCUCCCUGGAGCUCUUGCUCCGAAGACGCUCUGGUAACUGCGCUCAAUGCAACCAUUAAUUGGAGCGGAGAAGCCACUUGUGGGGUGGGCAUACAGACAAGGAAAGUCUUCUGCAUGAAGAGCAGUUCUGGCCAGGUCACACCUAAAAGAUGUCCAGAGUCCAUCAGACCUGAGACUGUGCGGCCAUGUCUCCUCCUCUGCAAGAAAGACUGCAUUGUUACGCCUUUCAGUGAGUGGACUCGCUGCCCAACAGCAUGUCAGCCUGGCAAUGCCACAGCAGUUAAGCAGUCCCGGUAUAGGAUUAUCGUUCAGGAUGCUGCCAAUGGGGGACAGGCGUGCCCGGACACCUUGUAUGAGGAAAGAGAAUGUGAAGAUAUUCCUGUCUGUCCAGUGUACAGGUGGAAGACCCACCGCUGGAGUCACUGUGUGCUGGUGCCAGAUUCAGUGAGACAGGGUGUGCCGGGACAUAAUGAGGCGUGUGGACACGGUUUGCAGUCAAGAGCUGUUACGUGCCUGUCAGAGCACGACGACUCUGCCGAUGUCAGUGACUGCCUGCGGUGGGCAGGAGCUAUGCCACCUCUUGUUCAGGAGUGUGUCGUUCCCUGCAAAGAUGACUGCACAUUUACCCCCUGGUCUAAAUUUACAGCAUGCUCGUUUGACUGUGAAUCAACUAGAAGUAGGAGACGGUCACUCACAGGGCGAAGCAGAAAGCGAGACAAAUGCCAGAAUACAGAAGUUUAUCCUCAAGUUGAAACAGAGCUGUGCCCCUGCGAGGUGUUUACCUCCCAGCCCCACGGAAACUGGUCUGACUGCAUUAUUGGAGGAGGUACAUCUGAGCUGCAUUUGGGAAUGAGAUCCCACAGAGACACCAAGGAGUGUGGCGAGGGUGUACGACUGCGAGCUAUUGCCUGUUACGAUAAGACCGGCAGACUCGUGGAACCAUCUCGCUGUAGCAGUUCGGGUUACAUUGAAGAAUCUUGCAUGGUCCCUUGCCCGUUUGAUUGCAAAUUAAGCGAUUGGUCCAGUUGGUCCCCUUGCAGCUCUUCUUGUGGACCGGGGGUGAAAGUCCGAUCCAAGUGGCUUAAGGAGAAGCCUUACAAUGGAGGUCGUCCCUGCCCAAAGCUGGAUCUCAAGAACCAGGUGUACGAGGCAGUCCCAUGCGACAGCGAGUGCAAUCAGUAUUCUUGGGUAGUAGAACCGUGGUCUCCGUGCAAAAUCAACAGCGAACAAAAUUCCCUCCACUGUGGAGAAGGAAUACAAACGAGGAAAGUCAGGUGUGUGAGUACUGCUGAGGACCACGGAGGGGAGACUGUGCCCAACGCACUGUGUAAUCAGGCUGAAAUCCCAGAUCUAACGCAGAAGUGUAGCUUGUACUGUCCCAGUGAGUGUGCGGUGUCUGACUGGGGACAGUGGAGCAAGUGUCCGCAGGUGUGUGAUCCGAAUAUUAUGCAAACCCGAACUCGACAAGUGCUAAGGUCUUCUGUCAAUACGAAGCCCUGCCCUGAAGAUUCACAAAUGAAGCCAUGUAUUCUUAACCAAAAUUGCUUCCAAUAUCAGUACAAUCUAACAGGCUGGAGCGGGUGCCAGCUGGGCGCCAACGCCGCCUGCGGGCGCGGAGAGCGCCGUCGCCUCCUCAGCUGCCGCCGCAGGGACCGGGCCACCGUCAGCUGACGCCUGUGUCUCCUUCUCAUCUCGCAGCUUCGCCUGGAGAAGCCCGUGCAGACGAGCAGUCGGUGCGUGGUGGGGUGCGCGGUGGACUGCCGGCUCUCGACGUGGUCGGCCUGGUCGCAGUGCUCCCGCACGUGUGGUGCCGGCGGCCAGAUGGUGCGUGGGCGUUCGGUGGUCCUGCGGGCAGCGGGUGAGGGCAGACCCUGCCCGGAGCAGCUCACCCAGUACAGGAGCUGCCCGGUGAAGCCCUGCUACAGCUGGCUACUGGGCCCGUGGUCUCCCUGCAGAAUCCAGGGUGGACAGUGUGGAGAAGGAUUGCAAGUCCGCAACCUCACGUGUGUAGUGCAUGAUGCAUCUGUUUCUGCUACGUCCAAACCAGUAGAAAACGCGUUAUGUGGUGAGCUGCCAUCGAAAGAGAGUGUGCUGCAGUUACCGUGCUCUGUGCCUUGCCCAGGUGACUGCCACCUGACGGAGUGGUCAGAGUGGAGCUCCUGCGAGCUCACCUGCAUCAAUGGCAGGAGCUUCGAGACAAUGGGGCGCCAGUCUCGAUCCAGGGCGUAUAUCGUCCAGUCUCCUGAGAACCAGGAGAGCUGCUCUGGGCAAGCGAUGGAAACACGACCGUGCUCAGGAGGGAAGUGUUAUGACUACCUGUGGAAAGCCAGCCUUUGGCGAGACAACGUACGCACAGUGUGGUGUCAGCGCUCAGAUGGAAUAAAUGUCACAGGAGGGUGUGCUCUUCGGACGAAACCUGCAGAAGUUCGGCACUGCAGCCCGGCCUGCAGAAAACCAUUCUCCUACUGCACACAGAGAGGAGUCUGCGGUUGUGAGCGAGGAUAUACAGAAAUAAUGAGAUCAAAUGGUUUCCUGGAUUACUGCAUGAAGGUACCAGGUUUAGAAGAUAAGAAAGCUGAUGUUAAGACCAUUGCUGGAAAAAAUAAACCUGUCAACUCAAAAAUGCAUGACAUUUUCAAAGGAUGGUCUAUUCAACCUUUUAAUCCAGAUGGCAAACUGAAGAUGUGGGUAUACGGAGUGUCAGCUGGCGGGUUCCUCAUCAUAGUUUUCCUUAUUUUUACAUCCUACCUGGUGUGCAAAAAAAACAAGCAGCAUCAAAGUACUCCUCCACAGCAGAAGCCUCUAACCUUAGCCUAUGAUGGAGACAUUGAUAUGUAA